AGUAAAGGUUUCGCGAUUCGCAGAUUGCAUCAAAUGUUUAUGCAAACUGUCACUACCAUGUUUCUACUGGUAGCUUACGUUUCAGCUCUCGAUGUGUCGGAUAUUCCUCCUCAAUAUCGAGCACUUCUUCCCAGUGACCUGAAGAACUUUCUGGAAAACCUUUCUCCUGAAGAACAAGCUGCACUAAUUAACUCAUUUAAAGAAAGCAAUUUACCUAUUGAAGAGCGUUUGUUUGUUGCCGCCAUCAAAAAGGAAUCUCCCAGACUGGGCGAAAUGAUCGAGAAUGUGCUGGUUAACUGGAGAUCAAGGAUAGCGGCUCUUCAACCUGAGGCCCAAGAAUUUGCAAAUUUGAUUUGGGACAACGGUGUUAAGAUGGUAACUCAAGUAGUUGCUGGCAGCAAGCCCAGUAAUGCUCAACUACAAAUGGUUCUUUCCUCGAUACUCAGCAGAUACAAUAGUCUCUCUUCCUUUGCCAAAGCAGACUUUCAACAUCAGUUUCCUAUCCUCAGCAGUGCCCUAACAGGUCUAACACUCCUUCCAACCUUCAAUCCAAAUCCAAACUUGAGGAGUUUCCCAAUCCCUACUGGAUUCUUAGGAUUGAUUAGACCACGCCGAUCGCAGCUGGAAGCAUCGACCUUGUGACACAAAG
Molecule: messenger RNA, 649 nt
Organism: Cylicocyclus nassatus
Lineage: Eukaryota; Metazoa; Nematoda; Chromadorea; Rhabditida; Strongylidae
Source: the annotation of a GenBank genome assembly